Acaulospora colombiana is the source of this 301-nucleotide messenger RNA. Lineage: Eukaryota; Fungi; Glomeromycota; Glomeromycetes; Diversisporales; Acaulosporaceae. The record is from the annotation of a GenBank genome assembly.
CGUAUGGCAAAACACAAAAAGCUAUAUAGGGGCUGUCCAACAAGAGGUUUUGCAGAGGAUCUGCACGAGUGGAUUGUGACAAUCAGGGCCUCACGGCUGGCUCUUCAUACCGAUACAGUGGCUGGGCCCCCCAUCAUGACAAUCUGUGCGUUAGCCUUUCUGAAGAAUAGAAUGUUCAUUAUAGAUGACAUCCUCGUCAAUUGGACAGUUAAAAGGCUGGGGCUAGGUGGGGCAGCGCACGCGGCUACGCUUUCCCGCCGCCUCCCCCGUAUACCAUAUAUCGAACAACUGGUCGUUCAUG